CAUAAUGCAGUUUGCAUUCGCCUGCCUGUUUAUACUGUCUUACAUUAGUAUAGGAACAUGCUUGAUAGAAGAAAUAGAACUACCGCAACAUCUAAAAGAAUGUAUAAUCAUGAAAACUAAAUACAAUGAUGUUACUAAAUCCACGAGUGAAGCUGUGUGUAAUACAUGUGUAACAAGAUACAUGUGGAUGAAUGGACCAAAUUUACGAAACUGCGGUCAUCCUCAAGACAACGCAACAAUGUCAGACAUUUCAGAAUUUGUUGGGAAACUGCUAUGUCCUACAAUAUCAGGCAAACGAAAAAAGCGACAAGCAGGACGCAAAUAUCGUAAAGAGAUCAGAAUGUUAACAAGUGGAGAAAGACAACGACUGCGUAGUGCAUGGAGUCAGGCUUAUAGAAGUGGGUAUUUUGGUUGGAUUGCCAGAUUUCACAACUCUCAAGUCAGAACCUCUGCUCACAGUGGACCUGCCUUUCUUGGUUAUCACAGAUUUCUGAUCUUGAUAUUAGAACUGGUUUUACAGUCUUACGACCCUUCCGUCACCAUGCCAUAUUGGAACUCUGGUCUCGAUGCUAAUAUGGAUACUCCUGCCAAUUCUAUACUCUGGACACCUGAAUAUCUUGGUGAAAUGAGUGGAGUUGUUCGAACUGGUAUUUGUGGGGGAUUUCAGGACGUUAGAGGCAAUGCCGUAAUCAGAAAUGUUGGUAAUGCAGGUUCUCUGUUCACGUCAGCUGAAGUUAGGGAUGUAAUGCGUAUGCCAAACAUUAACCGUCUGACUGAACCAUCUCCUUAUCCCACCAUGGAAUCUUAUCACGACGAUGUCCACAAUUAUGUAGGCGGAUCAAUGGGUCCUAUCGAAUUAGCACCAUGGGAUUGUAUUUUUUGGUUACAUCACACUUUUGUAGACUAUUUGUGGGAGGUAUGGAGAUACGGUCAUCAAUAUAAUACUGCGUAUCCUCAUAAAACAGGAGUACCUCAGCAGUUACCAGAUGUUGUGAUGAGAAAUAUGCCUGUUGUGCAAUUUCUUGGACGUAUUCCAACAAAUCGUGAUGGCUAUGGUGUUCAGCUGGCACGAAAAAGUUUUUAUCAACUAUCGCCUACUUGUUCAAGACAGAACACUUACUGUGGGUCUCCUGAUCUGCAAUGUAGAAUGGGAACUAACGGGGCAGAAUGUGCUGCUGUAGAUAAAAAUUUUAGAAAAAGAACGCAGCCAUUAGUUGAUGCAAGAAGAAAUGGACGAGUCCAGAUGAAUUUCCGUAACCAGCAAAACAAAAGGACAAAAAGAGAUACCCAUGUACACCACACAACUAUACAUCACAGUUAUAAAAUAACAGUUAACUCUCAACAAAUAACAAAUAUAUACCUUCCUCAAGAACGUGAACCAUGCAUGGGAAAACCUAUACAAAAUAAUUUUAUAGCGGGUUGCGCAUGUGACGUACGAAAAUGGGCCUUUAUACCGAUUAAAGUCGUUCAUCUUCGACCUCAAGAGGCUCACUUUUCAUCACAGUCUGACGUUAACGGAAAUCCAAGUAGGUAUGAUAUGUACGACGAACACAAAUACAAAGAUCUGAAAAAUCUUGUUCGCCCAGGUAAUCCAGCAACAUAUAAUGAUUGUCUAGAAGAUGAAUCUGGUGCAUUCAAAGUAAGACUUAAGUCUACUGGAUUAAGUUACUUCGGUACUUACACAGAUUAUGUGUUUGUUGACAACAGACUUCCUAUAUCCUCUCAUAUCGGGUACAUCGCUGUUCAAAAACCUACGGCAGAUAAACCAACAGAAGUAAUGAUCACUGCUUCUGAUGCCUGUGGGCGACUCUGUAAACCUACAUGCCGAAAAUGGGAGAAUGGAAAUCUGUACUAUGUCUCUUGUACUGGAGCAAUUAAAGUCACAGCGCAGAGUCCACUUAUGUAUGGUAACGACUUUGGUGAUGCCGUUUUAUCGAUCUGGCAGUUCUAUGGCAAGUUCACACCAAUAGAAAGAGAAUCAAAUAUUUACAUGGAAUUUUUCUGUGAUUAUUCAAAUGAAUGGAUAUGGAAAGACUGUAAUCCGAAUAAAGGUUAAAGAAAUUA
Mytilus californianus (California mussel) is the source of this 2064-nucleotide messenger RNA. RefSeq lists its product as uncharacterized. Gene Ontology annotation, molecular function: oxidoreductase activity. The coding region runs from base 5 to 2056 and encodes 683 amino acids. The record is from RefSeq and is a predicted model, not a curated record. NCBI's taxonomy places the organism in Eukaryota, Metazoa, Mollusca, Bivalvia, Mytilida, Mytilidae. The transcript has 3 exons.